AUGCGGACAUCGUUGAACAUCGUCGGCUCCCCGCCCAUGUUCCGAGGCACCAUGCAGACCGGGCGCGACAUCGAGCUCGAGAUCCUCCGCCACUUUCACGGCAUCGCCAUGUUCAUCGAGAAGGCGGCUGUGAACAGGCCUAGCAGUGAGAUCGAUGAGGCGUUCUGGCUUCAAACUGGAGGUCUGCCAGAAGAUGCAGAUCACCACGAUGACAUAGAGGCAACAACCUGGCACACCAACUAUUGCCCGGAUGCUGGUGUGGACCUGGUCUUCAAUUCCAUGUACACUCCCAAGGAGACGGACCGCACGGACUCGCUCGACAAGGCGAAGAAGUACGUCAACGCCUCGGCCACGCCACUUUUCUACACGCUUGACUUGGUUCACGAACUCUACUACCGUCAUGGCUUCGACAAGGUGUCGGGCAACAUCCAGCAGCACAAUUUCGGCCAUGGCGGUGAGGAGAGUGAUGCUGUCAUCAUCAACACGUGGGACGGCAGCGGAUAUAACAAUGCCAACUUCCCUACACCACCUGAUGGUCAGAACGGACGCUGCAGGAUGUAA
Sparassis crispa is the source of this 561-nucleotide messenger RNA. RefSeq lists its product as hypothetical. The record is from RefSeq and is a predicted model, not a curated record. The coding region runs from base 1 to 561 and encodes 186 amino acids. The transcript has 3 exons. Lineage: Eukaryota; Fungi; Basidiomycota; Agaricomycetes; Polyporales; Sparassidaceae. Gene Ontology annotation, molecular function: zinc ion binding; metalloendopeptidase activity.